Messenger RNA from Arctia plantaginis, 1668 nucleotides. Lineage: Eukaryota; Metazoa; Arthropoda; Insecta; Lepidoptera; Erebidae. The record is from the annotation of a GenBank genome assembly.
AUGAAAAAAUUCUCGGUUUCAUCUGAAAGUCCAUGUCAUGAUGGCUUCGGUUCUGGAUCUUUGAACUGGUUGUUACACGCGCGUUAUGUCAGGGGCGAACAUGCAUUGUGCUUGGAAUUAGCUGAUCAGUUGCAGAAACAACAUGAAAAUAAACAUAGAUUUGCUCACUACAUAAAGGGGUCAGUGCUGGCUGAUGCGGGUAGACUACAGGAAGCCUUGGAGAAAUACCACAACUGCAUCAGGCUGCAACCACAAGAUCCCGAACCAUUAAAACAAGUUGCGAAAUGCUUGUCUCGUCAAGGACGCUUCCAGCUGUCCCAUGAAGCUUAUUUAGAGGCUAACAAAUUGUCUAACCAUCCAGACCCCGAUAUAUAUUCCGCUUUAGCUGAAUGUUGUUGGCACCUGGGUGAGUUGGAACGAGGAGUAGAGUGGGCGCGCUCGGCGGUGCAGGCGGGGGGCGGUGAGCGAGCAGCGGCCCUCCUUGCCAAACUUCUACUUGCCUCUGACGAUAUACAGGGCGCCCUCAACGCUUAUGACCAGGCCUUGUCCACGCACGCAUGCGGGGCCGACACACUUGCUGAGGCCGGAGCUCUCCGUCUACGAUCUGGUGACCCUCGGAGUGCCUUUCAACUUCUGGGUGCGGCAUUAGCGCAGCAACCAACCCAACAUGCCGCUGCACUGGCCCUAGCGGCCAUGAUGCUUCAGCACAGGGACUUGGACGCGGCCUUAGCAAGACUCAAAGCAGCUCUCACAGCUCAUCCAACCUGUGUGGCUGCUCACACAAACCUUGGAAUGGCAUUAUUGUCUAAGAAGAAAUACAUUGCUGUUGGCGCUGACGUGCCUGCAGCGCGCUGCUUGGACGGCGCCACUAAGCGCGCGUGCGGCACACAACCUGGGCCUGGCUUUACUCGUGUGCAAACGCCACGCAUCCGCCUUCUGCCGCCUAGCUACUGCUGCAGCUCUACAACCAUUUCAGCCCUACACGGCAUAGCUUUAGAGCGGUUGGGCGAUAGCCGAGCUGAUGCAGCAUACUCCCGUGCAGUUGCUUUAGCAACCGAUGACCCCCUCAUCCGGCUAAACUUAGCAGGCAGGCACGCCCGAGCGGGUCGUGUUACUCAGGCUGUCGAGGAAGCUGCAAUCACGGCCGAGCUAAUACAGAAAGAAGAGAAACCCGAUGCUCAGCUCGCUAGUUCUCUAGCUUCAUUACUGGCUCUACUCAAAGAUGCAGGAGUAGGACUGUCUCAACUUCCAGUUUCCGUCCCUAAGCUUGAAAAUGCAAAACCGGCCAAUAGCAACGAUGCAGCUAUUGAAGAAGAACAAUUACAAUCCGACGAGAUCGAGUGCAAAGAGCGUACAGCGAGCCUUGUGGUCCUCCCACCGCUUGUUAUAGGAUACGAGGAACUGUACAACGACUCUCCAGAAAAUGGCAAAAAUGUAACGCAGAACGUAGAACAAGAUGCUAAGGGAAAGGAAAUAGUGAUAGACGGAAUCAAUGAAAAAAACAUUAAAGAUAUCGUGAACGGAGAGAUAGAUAAACUGAUGCAAAAGGAUAAAACUAUAGAACAAAAGGAUGCCGGUACGCUGAUAGAUGUGAAAGGCAGAAGACGCAAUUACAGACGCUCCCAGAGGGGUCGUAGACGGCAGAGAAUUAUUGAAAAUACAGAAUAA